This is a messenger RNA of Lathyrus oleraceus (garden pea), 1362 nucleotides long. Its product is annotated as aspartic proteinase CDR1-like. Gene Ontology annotation, molecular function: aspartic-type endopeptidase activity. Gene Ontology annotation, biological process: proteolysis. The transcript has a single exon. Lineage: Eukaryota; Viridiplantae; Streptophyta; Magnoliopsida; Fabales; Fabaceae. Bases 1 to 1326 code for a protein of 441 amino acids. Gene Ontology annotation, cellular component: extracellular region. The record is from RefSeq and is a predicted model, not a curated record.
AUGAGUUCACAUAACUUUCAAACUUUAAUUUUCUUUUGUCUUUUUAGUUUCAUUGUUUCUCUUUCUCAUGCACUAAACAAUGGUUUCAGUGUUGAACUCAUCCACCGUGAUUCUGAAAAAUCACCAUUUUUUCAACCUAACCAAAACAAAUACCAAAACUUUAUCAAUGUCGCACGUCGUUCAGUCAAUCGCGCCAGUCAUUUCUUUAAAAAUGCAGUAAAAAAUGCACCCAAAUCAACCAUACUCCCCGAUGACGGUGUAUAUCUCAUGACCUAUUCGAUUGGUACUCCACCAUUUAAGCAAGUCGGUAUAGCUGAUACCGGUAGUAGCAUUGUUUGGCUUCAGUGUGAGCCUUGUGAACUAUGUUUCAACCAAACUACUCCUAAGUUUAAACCAGCAAAAUCAUCUACUUACAAAAACAUUCCUUGUUCGUCCAAUGUAUGUGAAUCCGUGAGUCGUUCGUCCUGCGGUGACAAAGAUAAUUGUGAAUAUUCUAUUGUCUAUGGCGACGGAUCACAUUCAGUAGGAAAUGUUAGCGUUGAUACUCUUACAUUGGAAUCCACCACUGGUGUUUCCGUUUCAUUUCCUAAAACAGUUAUAGGAUGCGCAACUCACAACAAAGUUUCUUUUGAAGGUAGAAGCUCUGGUAUAGUUGGUCUCGGAAUCGGCCCAAAUUCUCUUAUAACACGGUUAGGACCCUCAAUUGGUGGUAAAUUCUCUUAUUGUUUACCACUAUCAUUGGUUAUAUCAAAUUCAACUUCAAAUGUUACGAGUAAACUCAAUUUUGGAGAUGUUGCAAUUGUUUCUGGUACUGGUGUUGUUUCAACUCCUAUUAUUACUAAGAACACAGAAACUUAUUACUAUCUGACAUUAGAAUCAUUUUCCGUCGGAACCAAAAGAGUUGAAUUCGCAUCAUCAUCUUCAUCAUCAACUGAUGCUGCUGGUGAAGGUAACAUCAUCAUUGAUUCUGGUACAACAUUGACAUUUCUACCGUCCAAUAUCUAUUCUAAUUUGGAAUCAGAAGUUGCAAAAGUUGUGAAACUCAAGCGUGUUAAGGAUCCUGAUCAAUUAUUUAGCCUUUGUUAUGCACUCACGUCGGAAGAACCUAAAUUUCCUUUGAUCACCGCGCACUUCAAAGGCGCGGAUGUUGUGUUACAUCCUAUUAGUACUUUUGUUCAAGUUUCUGAUGGCAUUACAUGUUUUGCAUUUCAAUCCGCUCAAGAUAUCGCCAUCUUUGGAAACUUGGCACAACAAAAUUUAUUGAUUGGUUAUGAUCUUAAAGCAAAGAAGUUGUCGUUUAAGCCUACAGAUUGUUCUAAAGUGUAAGCUGGUAUUGUAGACUUUAGUAUCAUUUUCCUUUGA